AUUUCCGUCACACUGUUUCGCUCGCUCUCAUCAACUCAACGCAACAAUGGCGAAUGUGAUUGUAAUUGGAAAAUAUUAAACGCGAGUGCAAGGAAAUGUGAAGUGACCCCGGCGCAGCUGCAACAGUGUUUACGGACUCCGGAAAAGCCACUAAGAAGGGGCGAUAGAAUGCCAGAAACAACAAGCCAAGAGUGACUGCAAGUGCAAACUGAAAACGGAUCGGAAGUCGCAGAAACUAGUGCCCUCCCUGUCGCUCUCGCUGUCUUUCCCACUACCCCCGCCCCCCGACCGGCUGCAGAAGCGGAGUGUUUUGCAAAAUGAGAUUCUGCGUUGUGAUUUUGUGUUGCGUGUUAUUUCUGCUGGCCAGCGGGCCUAUUGCAUCAGCCCUAGCCGAGGCGCGGCAGGCCGACUCGGCAGAAGUCAGCAGCGGCGAGGAUGAGAAGGCGGACUGCACGGACCUGGCCCGCGACGAGGAGGCGCUGAUGGUGUUCUCCACCUUGGGCGGCGGACUGACGGCCAUCGAUCCGGUGACCAGCGAAAUACGCUGGACAAUAGCAGAUGAUCCUCCCAUUGUAGCGGAGCCUCAGGAGAACGUCCAGGUCCCACACUUUCUGCCCGAUCCUCGGGAUGGCAGCAUUUACCAGCUGGGCCAGAUGGGAAGCCUUAAGAAGCUACCUUAUACCAUUCCCCAGCUAGUGGCCAAUGCCCCCUGCCGUUCCUCCGACGGAAUCCUGUACUCCGGCAAGAAGAGCGACACCUGGUACAUGGUGGAUCCCAAAACGGGUAGACGGGAGAAGGUCAUGGGAUUCGGAGAUGCCACCAUGGAUGGCAAGGAGGGUGAGCAAAUUGGAUGGGCCACAUCACGGGCCAUCUAUCUCGGUAGGACUCAGUACACAGUCAUGAUGUACGACAGCCUGGCCAAAAACAAGAAUGCUAAGCCCUGGAAUAUCACUUUCUACGACUACAAUGCUGUGAGUGCUCCCCCAGAGUUGGCCAAGGAAUAUGAAUACAUUCAUCUGACCACCACCACCAAUGGCCAAAUAGUAACCCUGGAUCGCAAGCAUGGUAAAUUUCUGUGGCAGAGGGAUUUAAGCAGUCCCGUGGUGGCCGCUUUCCUCUUGGGACCUGAUGGCCUUCUCAGCGUGCCUUUCACCACAGUUUCCGAUGAAGCUUAUCAGGCCAUUCUCGAGGAGUCAAAGACUGGCAAUGUGAAUACAGUAAAGCUAUUCCAAUCACUUUAUGUGGGAGAGCACCAAAAGGGCCUGUACGCCCUACCAUCGCUGGUGGACAAGAAUACUCCUCGGAUUUCCACCUCACCACCCAUAAAACUGCUCGACGGACCCACAGGGGAGCAGAGCAGCAACCAGGACACCGAUCCUCGUACUGUUUACAUUAAAGAUGUCCUGCAAGAGCACCCAGGCAUCAUGUUGGGCCACUACAGUGUGCCCAAUGAGGGUAAUGGCAACCUCCAGCUAUCACCAACGCACUCCAGCAGCAAGGGGGUCCAGAGCUUGGCCACCAUUCACAACUACAACGAUGGCUACGGUCUACUGGCCAACAAUGAAAAGAAUGCCGCCGACAUUGGCGUGCAAACAGAUCCGGAGCUGGUCGAAAUUGGUAUUGAUCAGCGGACAAACGGAAACACCAUUAACCGGACGAAAACAAUUAUUCUGCAGAACAGCAAUAAGGUGCAGGCCUUUAUCAACGAGUGGUUUAUGGAGCAUCCUAGUGGAAAGGUGCAUCAGAUUCUGAUUGUCAUCGUUCUGGGCAUGAUUGCCCUAUUCUGGUACACUUGCAGCACCAUGAGGGAGUUGCAAAAGCAGAGCGAGAACGGUUCCAAGACCUUUGCCAUAGCCCAGAAUGGUUCCAAUGGAAGCACAGGCAGCAAUGGAAGCAAUACCAGUGCCGAGGACCUAGUGGACUUGGGUAAUGGACAGGUGCGAGUGGGCAAGAUCAGCUUUAGCACAAACGAGGUGCUGGGCAAGGGCUGCGAGGGUACCUUCGUUUUCAAGGGAACGUUCGAGGAGCGUUUCGUAGCUGUCAAACGCCUGCUGCCCGAGUGCUUCACCUUCGCGGACCGCGAGGUGGCUCUUCUGCGGGAAUCGGAUGCACACGAGAAUGUCGUGCGUUACUUCUGCACCGAACAGGAUCGCCAGUUCCGCUACAUAGCCGUUGAACUGUGUGCUGCCACUCUGCAGGAUUACACUGAAGGAGAUCGGUCAGAGGAACUGCAAAAUCACAUCGAUGUUUGGCAAGUGUUGAGCCAAGCAUCGGCUGGAUUGAGUCAUCUGCACUCCCUUGAUAUUGUACAUCGCGACAUCAAGCCACAGAAUGUUCUGAUUUCGCUACCAGACGCCAAGGGCAAAGUCCGUGUAAUGAUAUCCGACUUUGGACUUUGCAAGAAGCUAAAUUUUGGCAAGACCAGUUUCUCCCGCCGAUCGGGUGUGACUGGCACCGAUGGAUGGAUAGCCCCGGAAAUGAUGCGAUCCCAGCGAACGACAACUGCUGUGGAUAUAUUCUCACUGGGUUGCGUAUAUUACUAUGUGCUGAGUGGUGGUCACCACGCCUUUGGAGACAAUCUGAAGCGCCAGGCCAAUAUACUCUCGCAUGAGUACAAUCUGUCCAAGCUGCGCACAGAAGACGACACAGAGGUCAGCCGAAUUAUACUGGCCGAACAACUAAUAUCAGACAUGAUACACAAGGAUCCGCAAUCGCGCCCGCCAGCUCGCUGUAUUGGAAACCAUCCACUGUUCUGGGAUGAACCCAAGAUGCUCUCGUUCCUGCAGGAUGUCAGUGAUCGUGUGGAAAAGUUACAAUUUCACGCCGAGCCACUGAAGUCAUUGGAGAAAAACGGAAAAAUAGUCGUACUAGACGAUUGGAACAUGCAUCUGGAUCCGAUGAUCACAGAUGAUUUGAGGAAGUACCGCGGUUACAUGGGCGCAAGUGUGAGAGACUUGCUUCGUGCGCUGCGCAACAAGAAGCAUCACUAUCACGAGCUGACGCCGGCCGCCCAGCAGAUGCUGGGUUGCAUUCCGCACGAGUUCACCAACUACUGGGUGGACCGCUUCCCGCAGCUCAUAUCCCAUGCCUAUCACGCGUUCAGUAUUUGCUCAAACGAGCCCAUCUUCAAGCCGUACUACAGUUCCGGCUAUCACUUUUCACGUCCGUGGUACUUUGACGCGGACGAUGCGUUGUUCCCCGUGCUGAUGAGAGAUCCCAAGCCGCUACCAAAGAUUGGUAGUCCGAAGAGGACGCCCCCACCAGCUAGCAGCCAGGCUCAGCAGUUGAAGCAGAGGAAGGGGCUCUACAACUUCCGAAAGCCCAGCGAUGAGUUGCCGAUUGCCGGAGUCCGGCUGCAACGGAAUCUGGAACUAGAUGGACAACCACUUCUGGAUCCAGACGGCAAGCGCGAUGUGUUUGCCAACUUCAAGUUCCGUCGCUACUCGAAGCCGGGAAACAAUCGCAACUACAACGGUGGCCACAAGGAGGCGCAGGAAAAGGAGAAGUACGUAAGCUGGACACUACCGCCUUCAACACAGGAUUAGGGCAUUGAACCCAACAGAUCAGAAUAGACAAGAUUUAGUUGUAGUCCUUUAUUAAUUUAAAUAUUAAUAUUUAAUUGUGCAAUUUGUGUAUAUGCAACUAUUCCAAAACAAUUCCCAAUUCAGUUCUUAGCAAAAAUAUUCAACCAUAAUUAACGGAAGUGAAACUAUUUUGUAUACCGAGUAAGAAUAAUGUAGUGUGUCGUCUGUCGAAUGCACGCAAUUUAACUGUGAUAAUUUUUGAUUUUGUUUAAUGCCCAAGUGCAAAUUGACCUAGACGAAUAGUUCGAGUUUUAUAAAUAUAGUACUUAGACCUAUUGUAUAUUUAUGCAUUAGUUAAGAGACCCAUCCCAACACUCCUCCAGUUUGUGGAGAUGAUCGACAAGCAGAACGUUUUUAGUUUUUAUACCUAUAUAAAAGCACUUAGUUGUAAUGUUGAAGAGUGGAAUGUUUCAGUUGAUGGACAACUUAAUGCUAAUAACGAGCUGCAUUUUCUAAGAGUUCUUAAGCUUAAUCAAAAUGAAAACUAAAUAAAAAUGUAACACGAAUUUUACAAAACAA
This is a messenger RNA of Drosophila biarmipes, 4103 nucleotides long. RefSeq names its product serine/threonine-protein kinase/endoribonuclease IRE1 (gene Ire1). The coding region runs from base 318 to 3545 and encodes 1075 amino acids. Gene Ontology annotation, molecular function: ATP binding; protein serine/threonine kinase activity; RNA endonuclease activity. Gene Ontology annotation, cellular component: IRE1-TRAF2-ASK1 complex. Gene Ontology annotation, biological process: mRNA processing; protein phosphorylation; IRE1-mediated unfolded protein response. The transcript is spliced from 7 exons. Lineage: Eukaryota; Metazoa; Arthropoda; Insecta; Diptera; Drosophilidae. The record is from RefSeq and is a predicted model, not a curated record.